This is a messenger RNA of Aureobasidium subglaciale EXF-2481, 1680 nucleotides long. RefSeq lists its product as uncharacterized. Gene Ontology annotation, molecular function: NADP binding; N,N-dimethylaniline monooxygenase activity; flavin adenine dinucleotide binding. NCBI's taxonomy places the organism in Eukaryota, Fungi, Ascomycota, Dothideomycetes, Dothideales, Saccotheciaceae. The transcript has 2 exons. The coding region runs from base 1 to 1680 and encodes 559 amino acids. The record is from RefSeq and is a predicted model, not a curated record.
AUGGUACAUCUACGAACAGACAUUGGUGCCACCAACCCUGAGGCACCAAUGCACCCUGGAGAGAACAGCACGUAUGCCAAAGAGCUUGAAUGUGAUGUCCUCAUUGUCGGUGCUGGCUUUGGUGGUGUCUACCUUCUUCACAAGCUUCGUGACGAAGUUGGUCUGAACGUCAAGAUCUUCGAGGCCGCCAACGAGCUUGGUGGUGUCUGGCGUUGGAAUUGCUACCCCGGAGCUCGUGUCGACACACAAGUUCCCGUCUACGAGUAUUCGAUUGAGAAGGUCUGGAAGGACUGGACCUGGACCCAGAAGUACCCCGACUUCAACGAGCUUCGCAAUUACUUUCACCAUGUCGAGAAGCAGCUUGAUAUCAAGAAGGAUGUCAGUUUCAACACUCGUGUCAUUGGUUCUCAAUUCGAUUCUGAGAGCAAGACAUGGACAGUCAAGACUGAGGAUGGCCGUACUGCCAAGUGCAAGUACUUGAUCAACGCCAUCGGUUUCGCAGCCAAGCGUCACUUCCCUGACUGGAAGGGUCUGACCGACUUCAAGGGCGAGUUGCACCACAGUUCAUUCUGGCCUGACUCAGGUGUCGAUGUCAAGGGCAAGCGUGUUGCUGUCAUUGGCACGGGCAGUACCGGUAUCCAGAUCGCUCAGGAGACAGCCAAGGAUGCUGCCAGUGUCACCGUCUUCCAACGCACACCCAACCUUUGUCUGCCUAUGCGUCAACGUGACUUGACCAAGGAGGAGCAGCAGAACGCCAAGGCGGAGUACCCCGAGAUUUACCGGAAACGCCUGACCACUUUUGCCGGAUUUUCUUACGAUUACAUCGAAAAAAACACUUUUGACGACAACGAAGAGGAUCGCCAGAAGUUCUUCGAAGAACUAUGGGCAGAGGGUGGCUUCCGCUACUGGUUGGCUGGAUAUAAGGAUCUUCUGUUUGAUGCAAAGGCGAACGACCAAGCAUACAACUUUUGGGCGAAAAAGACCAGAGCUCGAAUUGCCGACCCACGCAAGCGUGACAUCCUUGCACCCCUCAAGGCACCUCACGCAUGGGGAACUAAGCGUCCUUCUCUGGAGCAGAACUUCUAUGAGAUGAUGGACAGAGCUGAGAACGAUGUGGUCAAUGUCAAGGAGACACCCAUCACCGAAUUCACCGAGACCGGUAUUGUUACCAGCGACGGCAAGCUCCGAGAGUUCGACAUCAUCGCCCUUGCUACUGGCUUCGACUCCGUCACUGGUGGUAUGAAGAACAUGGGUCUCAAGGAUACCGAGGGCAAGGAUCUCGCCGAGAGAUGGAAGAAUGGUACCUGGACCUACCUUGGUAUGACUUGUCACGGCUUCCCCAACAUGUUCUUCCUGUACGGCGCUCAAGGUCCCACGGCAUUUAGUAACGGCCCGACCUGUGUCGAAGUUCAGGGUGACUGGAUUGUCGACGCCAUUGCCACAAUGCAAAAGACCGGCAAGCAGACCAUCGAGGCCACCAAGGACGCAGAGACUGAAUGGCAUAAGCUUGUCACCGAGCUUUCCGACAAGACUCUCUUCCCUGGCACCGAGUCUUGGUACAUGGGUGCCAACAUUCCCGGCAAGCCUAGAGAACAACUUAACUUCGCUGGUGGUUUCCCAUUGUACGAGAAGGAAUGUAGGAAUGCACUUGACGGCUGGAAGGGCUUCGUGGUCACGUAA